GGUUGUACUCGCUAUCCAAGGGGGCAUGACUGACGGUACAAAAGGAGUUGUGGUUAAAAGAUCUGUUUCUUUAACAGAAUCCCACCAACUGGCACUGGCUUAUUGUUAAUUAUACAUAUUAUUUUUAAGUAAUCCAUUUUGAAAAUACAUUUUUGUAUUUAUAUAUUUUUUUAGUGGUAUCUGUUUUGACAUGGGUAAAAGCUGCACAGAUACGGCAGGAUUAAAGCGUGUGGCUGUGAAAAAGGGGCACAGAUUCAUGGGCUGAUCCAGAGGAGCCCACCCCCUUUCGUUAAAAGUGUCAUUAACAAUAUGUUGCGUAUCAGGUAUCCCCCUCCAUGACGGUUGUGAUCCCCUUUCAUGAGAGUCUGGAUUCACCCUUGAGAUUCUGGUAACAUUGAGAAGGAAGGCAGUCAGAUGAAGCGAGAUGAAAUCAAAAGAAUGAAACACUUGGAAACGGUGAUGGCGCGGGGCGAGAAGAAAGACAUCAAGAAGCAUUUGGAGGAGUUGGUGUUUGGAGCAGAGGUCAAACUUCUUGAGAGGCUCAGCGCUGCAGAGACUGAAGGAGCUGUGAGUGGGAAUCUGCUGGAUGAAGACUCCAGUGAUUCAGGAGUAGAAAAUGAAGCUCCGUUCCAGGUCCAGUCUGCUCAGAAGGCUGCCUGGGAGGAUGAGGACGACCAGGGGGGAGGAGAUUCAUAG
Messenger RNA from Polyodon spathula (Mississippi paddlefish), 696 nucleotides. RefSeq names its product U3 small nucleolar RNA-associated protein 18 homolog. The transcript has 3 exons. The record is from RefSeq and is a predicted model, not a curated record. NCBI's taxonomy places the organism in Eukaryota, Metazoa, Chordata, Actinopteri, Acipenseriformes, Polyodontidae. Bases 415 to 696 code for a protein of 93 amino acids.